AUGGUAGAGCAUGAUGGGUUGAUGAGAGUGUUCUGGCCGACGGACAUUCGCAGGUCGGAUCGCCCUGGGGUCGUAGUGGGGUGGCGCAACUCGACUCUCGAUGUCUUUGUCGUGGCCAUCUUAGACGAUGUUGAUGCUCGCAAUGCCGAGUUCCACCUUCGGUCUGGCACCUUCUUCCGCAGCGAACCUCACCCCCCAAACCGAAUCUACGAAAUAUGCGGCCAUUCUUCGAUGCAUGUCUUAGGCCUUUCCAACGCACCCGAUCCGAGCGUUGCAGAUCCAUCUUGGUUUUGCGCGACGACCAGUCCUAACCAACGAGCCCCGAGGAUUACAUGCGCCAAGGCGGCCAGUGUUCAGCUUAUUCUCUAUGAUCGACCCAGGCCGCAAGGGAUGCAAUACAUUUCACUCUACCCCAUUUCCCUUGCGCUUGGACGCGACCGGUCCUCGAUAGGUGGUGUCGCAGCACCAGACCCGGAUGACGAAUUUCAUGAUAUACAGUUAAAGGAGGAGAAGCGCAAACUGGUUGAGAAGCUCAGGCAGCAUUCCAUCUUCAAGCGAGUACCGUCUGCCCGCGACAAGGCAUUGCCGAAGAUUGUCAACCAAGUCAACUGGUCAUGGGAGUUGGAGCAAACGCUACAGAAGAACGUCGGGCGGAUUGGGACGAGACCACGACGAAGUCUUAGUGUGUCUGAGAGAGUGGUCGAAUCAGCCACAACUAUGAGAAACUAUGUCAUCUUGCAGUUGUGGACGUGGUUUACGGUCUAUCUCUUCCCUGUCCUGCGCAAGGCUUUUAUUCUAUUGCUCAUGGGUCACCGCAUGAUGGCUGAGAUGUUGCUCGUCUUCCUCGAGUUUCGAGUCAAACCUGGCUAUGCCGCUCUGAAGGACAUAUCGGCAACCGCACAACAGAUAGAAAUCCGCUUGCAACAGUUCUGCUACUGGCCUAUGCAGUACCUAACGUUGCGGCAACGGAAGGGCAACUGGGCGAGCGUGACGACAAGCCACCCUGACUACAUCCGAUUUUACAACAGCUUGUGGCUCGUUGCCAACGAUGUCAUCAUCGGCAUCGCCCUUGGCUCGUACAUUAUUGAAAAUGCGGACUGGGUGGCAGACCAGAUCAGCGAUCUGCUUUGCUCUUACACGGUCGAGGCCCUCCAGAGCAGUAUUUCGUGGCUGAUGGGUUGGCCAGCUGGCCUCAAGCUCAAUGGCGAGCUGGCGGCUUUUCUCGGUGACCUAUUCCUCUGGGUCAUUGAUUACUGGUCAAGUUGUAUCGAGACUCUAACUCCAGCCUUGCCACAAAUGGUGUGGUUCAUCGGCUUCUCGUCCUUUGCAGGAGCGAGCAUGCCUAUAGCCAUGUUCUCCGACAUGCUGUCAGCGUUGACGAUCCACAUCUACUCGUUCUACUUGGCAUCAGGACGCAUAUAUCAUUGGCAACUCACGAUCCUACAAUCCCUCUUCCAUCUCUUCCGCGGAAAAAAGCACAACGUUCUCCGUAACCGUAUCGAUUCAUGCGACUACGACCUGGAUCAGCUCCUUGUCGGCACCAUCCUCUUCACGCUACUCUUCUUUCUCCUCCCCACCGUUGCCGUCUUUUAUCUCAACUUUGCCAUUGCGAGGAUGGUCAUCAUCUCGUUAAAGGCCGGAUUUGAUACCCUGUUGUCUUGCUUGAAUCACUUCCCGUUAUUUGCGCUCAUGCUGAGGAUCAAAGACCCCCGAAGACUGCCUGGUGGCAUUCGCUUUGAACUUCGAGAUACCCACAUUCAUAGACAAACCAGCCCUAAUACUUCUAAUCAACCGCCCACUUCGGUCAUCUAUCUCAAGUCAAUCCCGUUGACCUUUCGAGCCAUGUUCAACCAGUACUUCCAGAUGGCCAACCGCAUUCGGAAACACUACCUAUCACCGCGGGUAUUUUUCUGCUUGUUGACGGGCAUGUUUGUACCGCCUAUUAAUCGAAAGAACUUGUAUAGCCUACAAUACAGCAUGCUGCCAGCGAGAAGAGCAACAAUAUGGGAGAUGUGGAGGGCGCUCAAUGAGGAGCCACGGACAACAAAGCGGUUUCCAAUGCCGUACAUUCCACCGUUACCAAAUGGGGGACGACGGGGGUCUGGGAAUGCUGGCAGGUCUAGAUGA
Ilyonectria robusta is the source of this 2127-nucleotide messenger RNA. Its product is annotated as glycosylphosphatidylinositol-N-acetylglucosaminyltransferase complex, subunit PIG-Q/GPI1, variant 2. The record is from RefSeq and is a predicted model, not a curated record. NCBI's taxonomy places the organism in Eukaryota, Fungi, Ascomycota, Sordariomycetes, Hypocreales, Nectriaceae. The transcript has 5 exons. The coding region runs from base 1 to 2127 and encodes 708 amino acids. Gene Ontology annotation, biological process: GPI anchor biosynthetic process. Gene Ontology annotation, cellular component: membrane; endoplasmic reticulum.